Molecule: messenger RNA, 797 nt
Organism: Coccomyxa subellipsoidea C-169
Lineage: Eukaryota; Viridiplantae; Chlorophyta; Trebouxiophyceae; Coccomyxaceae
Product: aspartate carbamoyltransferase
Exons: 6
Coding region: 6-797 (263 amino acids)
Biological process (GO): 'de novo' pyrimidine nucleobase biosynthetic process; amino acid metabolic process
Molecular function (GO): aspartate carbamoyltransferase activity; amino acid binding
Source: RefSeq, a predicted model, not a curated record
GCAUCAUGUCAACCCUCUUCUAUGAGCCCUCCACGCGCACCCGGCUGAGCUUUGAAAGUGCCAUGGCCCGCCUUGGGGGCACUGUGCUCUCCACUGAGAGCGCAGGGGAAUUUUCUUCAGCAGCCAAAGGAGAAACACUUGAGGACACCAUCCGGACAGUAGAGGGGUACGCAGACUGCAUAGUGCUGAGGCACUUCCAGGCGGGCUCAUCCAGAACGGCGGCCUCAGUGGCAUCCAUUCCCAUCAUCAACGCUGGCGAUGGUCCGGGUCAGCACCCCACACAGGCCCUCUUGGAUGUGUACACCAUCCAGCGAGAGAUCGGACGUCUGGAAAACCUGCGCAUCGGCUUGGUUGGCGACCUGGCAAACGGGCGGACUGUCCGCUCCUUGGCUUACCUGCUCUCCAUGUACAAGGGCAUCAAGUUCUACUUUGUGGCCCCUGACGUCGUCCGGAUGCAGGAGGAUAUCAAGGAAUUUCUGACAGGUAGGAAUGUGGAAUGGGAGGAGGUGGAUGACCUGGCCCAAGUGGCAGGCGAUGUGGAUGUGCUGUACCAGACUCGCAUCCAGAAAGAGCGCUUCCAGGCAAGCCUCUCUUAUUAUGAGGAGGCGCGAGGGAAGUACAUCAUCGACAAGGACACGAUGAAGAUUCUGCGGAAGGAUGCUGUCAUCAUGCACCCUCUUCCUCGUGUUGAUGAGAUCAAGCCUGAGGUGGACUCUGACCCACGUGCAGCAUAUUUCCGCCAGACAAAGAACGGCUUGUACAUCCGCAUGGCUCUUCUGAAGCUGGCCCUAGCAUGA